Molecule: messenger RNA, 1035 nt
Organism: Cooperia oncophora
Lineage: Eukaryota; Metazoa; Nematoda; Chromadorea; Rhabditida; Trichostrongylidae
Source: the annotation of a GenBank genome assembly
AUGGCUAAACUCAUCCUUCUCCUUCUAUCAGCAUGUGUGACUAUCGAAGCACUGCUACGUGUCGCCCUUAACAAAACCAUCCAUGGCCGAAGUUCUUAUAAAUCGAAGGCGUUAGCUGAAUAUCUAAAGCAGAAGUACAUCAAGGGCUACAAACCUCGCUCAGGUCACGCCUUCAACGAAGAACUCUCUAACUAUCUCGAUAUGCAGUACUACGGCACGAUCCAGAUCGGAACUCCUCCUCAAACCUUCAAGGUGGUAUUCGAUACGGGCUCGUCCAAUCUGUGGGUUCCGUGUGUCGAAUGUGCCUCUACCAACAUCGCCUGUCAGAAACACCAAAAGUUCGGUACAUACCAGGAGUACUGUACAAACAACCAACAAGGGCUGGCUUGUGCAGUGUAUCAACCUGGGAAUACAUUCGUGGACUCUCCAUACGAUGGCGUUCUUGGUAUGGCAUGGGAUUCACUCUCGAAGGGUAUUCCCCAACCUAUGAGCCAGAUCUUUGGUAACAAGGACUCUGUUCGCUUUCUGGCUAAUCGCGAUCUCUACAACAAUGAUGUCGGUGGAGAAAUGACACUGUGUGGAAUUGAUCAUUCACAUUAUAAGGGUACGAUGACAUGGUUGCCACUAGUUGCUGAGGACUACUGGCGAAUAAAACUGAACGGACUCAAUGUCGGCGGAUACUCUAUAAUCACUAGAGCUGUGGAUGCUGCUGUCGAUACUGGUUCCUCCAGUAUCGUUGGACCACCACAAGCUAUUCAGACGAUUCAUAAACUGAUCGGAGCCAGCGACGAUGGAGCGAUUGACUGCAGCACUAUUCCCGAUCUUCCCGCGAUCUCUUUCAAAUUUGGUGACGUUGAAUUCGUCCUUAGAGGAUCUGAUUACGUUAUUCAGGUACUGAUGGUUGCGCUUGCGAAGUUCGUAUCAUGGAUUAUUGGCGACACCUUCAUUGGCACUUACUACACAGUUUUCGAUCAUACAAACAAACGUGUUGGAUUUGCUAAAGCAGCUCGAAGGCACAUUCAUAGUCACGGCUAA